CUGGGACUACUAAAAUCUGAGUGAGCCGGGGGGGCGUACGAGGCGAGGGCGAGCCCGCGCAGAGGGUGGACACUGUGGAGCAAAGAGGCGAGAUAAGGAGCCGCAAAAGGCUGCAGAUCCCUGGGUAGGAGACUUAGUAUUCAUAAAGCCUCGCCAUUCACCCAGCCCCCAGAGAUGGCAGAACCCACUGCCUCAAAAAAGGAUUUGCCCGCUGUUGUGGACCCAGACUGCAGCAAAAGAGUGAAAGAGGAGGAGCACCACCAGCCUGAUGAACCAAAAAGGAAGCUCAGAGGCAAGCGUGAACACUCGGCGGCUAAAACCUGCCAGCAAGUGGAUUUCUGGUUUUGUGAGGAGUGCAAGGAGUACUUUGUGGAGGAAUGCCCGGCCCAUGGUGCCCCUGUGUUCGUGUUGGACACCCCAGUUCCUCUUGGGGUUCCAGACCGCGCGUCCCUAACCAUCCCCCCGGGGAUUGAGAUCAUCCGUGAGCCGGGUGUGGAGACUGACGCCUGCUGCAUCGACAAGGUCCUCAAGAAAGGGGUGCUGUUCGGACCCUACGAAGGAGAAGUUGUCUCGCAAGACAAAUCCUCUGGAUUUUUCUCUUGGAUGAUUGUUGACAAAAAUAACAGAUACAAAUCGAUUGACGGCUCGGAUGAAACUAAAGCUAAUUGGAUGAGGUACGUGAUGAUCUCCAGGGAGGAGAACGAGCAGAACCUGAUGGCUUUCCAGCACGACGAGCGGAUUUAUUUCCGUGCGUGUCGGGAUAUCCAGCCAGGGGAGAGGCUGCGGGUGUGGUACAGCCAGGAGUACAUGAGGCGUCUGCACAGCAUGUCCCAAGAGAGCAUCGACCGGAACCUGGCUGGAGGGAUGGUAAUUAUGGAAAAAUCGGAAGAGCUCAUUGGAAAUAAGCAGGAAGCGAAAGGAACGGUCCUCCGGUCUGCUCUUAGAGGAGGGAGAGUCGCGAGCAAGAGGCUAAACGAGGACGGUGAUUGUCUGCCCCAAGCCAAGAAGAAGAAGAUAGACCUCAUUUUCAAAGACGUUCUAGAAGCCUCUCUGGAAGCCUCGAAGAACAUGGAAGCAAACCCCCUGCAGCUGAACCACGCCCUUCCUCUGCGGAAGACCAGGGCGCACCGCGUCGAGGACGUGUUCGAGCAGCACAGGACCUCCUCUGUCCAGAGAGGUCUGGAAUACAAGCCCCCGGCCCAGCUGUCUGCUUUCUUCACCGCAGGAGGUGGUCAGUCUGAAAGUGAACUUGACCUGUGCUGUGUGAAAGAAGAUCCCGAGGACGUACCCGGGACCUCGUGUGAGAGGCAGCCGGACAAGAGCCCCUCGACCUCUUUCUGUCCAAACUGCGUGAAGCUUACGAAGAAAAUAAGGCAACUCCAGGCAGAGCUGGAUCGGCUAAGGUCUGUCCAGCACCCUGAACCCCUGCGGCUGCCGUCGCUGCCCGUGCCUUCUCAGCCAGAUGAACUGAGAGCUUCAGAAGCCAUGACCCCCGUACCUGCAGUGGAGGAAGACGAGCAGGACGUUGAUUCUGCGGAUGAGUCCAUAGCAACGGACUUGAUGGUUGUCACAGAUGAAGCCUCCAAAAUGGCCAGCGGCCCCGGCAGAAGGAUCCGUCGUUUUAAACAGGAGUGGCUGAAGAAGUUCUGGUUCCUGCGCUAUUCCUCUACGCUGAACGAGAUGUGGUGCCAUGUCUGCCGCCAGUACACCGUCCAGUCCUCAAGAACCUCCGCUUUCAUCAUUGGAUCCAAGCAGUUCAAGAUCCACACCAUCAAGCUGCACAGCCAAAGCAACCUGCACAAGAAGUGCCUCCAGCUCUACAAGCUGAGGAUGCACCCAGAAAAGACGGAAGAGAUGUGCAGGAACAUGACCGUUCUCUUCAACACCGCCUACCACCUGGCCCUGGAAGGGAGGCCUUUCUCUGACUUCCGACCCCUCGCUGAGCUCCUGAAGAAAUGCGAGCUCAAAGUGGUGGACCAGUACAUGAACGAGGGGGACUGCCAGAUGUUGAUCCAUCACAUUGCCAGAGCACUUAAGGAGGAUCUCGCUGAGAGAAUCAGACAGUCUCCGUUCCUCAGCGUCAUAAUGGAUGGGCAAAGUGAAGAUAUCCUUGCAGAUACGGUAGCCGUCUAUGUGCAGUACACAACCUGCGACGGUCCCCCCGCUACAGAAUUCCUGUCCCUGCAAGAACUGAGCUGUGGUACCAGUGAUGGUUACCUCCAAGCUAUUGAUAGGGCUUUUGGAGUUUUGGGUAUGAGACUGCAGGAUGAGCUGAUUGUUGGCUUGGGCAUCGAUGGAUCCAAUAUCUCUUCUGGACUGAGAGCAAAUUUGUUCGUCACAAUCAGAAAAACCCUGCCCUGGGUGCUUUGCCUUCCGUUCAUGAUCCACCGGCCCCACUUGGAAGUUCUGGAUACGAUAAGUGGUAAAGAACUUUCCUGCUUGGAAGAACUGGAGAACAACUUGAAACAGCUGCUCAGCUUCUAUCGCUAUUCCCCCAGGAUGAUGGCUGAGCUGAGGGCAACGGCACCUACCCUUUGUGAAGAAACUGAAUUCUUGGGGGAUAUACGAGCAAUCAGGUGGAUCAUUGGGGAGCCGAACGUCUUGAAUGCUUUGAUAAAGGACUAUCUGGAAGUGGUGGCCCAUCUCAAAGAGAUCAGCAGCCAGACCCAGAGAGCGGAUGCUGCUGCUAUCGCUUUGGCGUUACUUCAGUUCCUCAUGGACUACCAGUCUAUUAAACUCAUCUAUUUUCUGCUGGACAUCAUCGCAGUUCUCUCUCGCUUGGCUUUUGUCUUCCAGGGUGAUUACCUUCUCGUUUCCCAAGUGGACUCUAAGAUGGAAGAGUCCAUUCAGGAGAUCAGUAGGCUGGCUGACUCCCCAGGCGAAUACCUGCAGGAGUUUGAGGAAAACUUCAGGGAAAGCUUUAAUGGCGUUGAUCUGAAAAACUUAAGAGUGGCUGAAUCCAAGUUUCAGUCCAUCAGGGAAAAGAUCUGCCAGAAAACCCAAGUGAUUCUAACGCAGCGGUUUGAUUCCAGGAGCAGGUCGGUUGUCAAAGCUUGCCAAGUACUUGACCUCACCACGUGGCCAAGGAACACAGAGGAUCUGAUGACCUACGGGGAGGAGGAGAUACUGCUCAUCUUCCAGCACCUGGAAACCGUGCCGUCUGUGGCAAGGGAGAUUUCCAGAGACAGGGGCGACGUUCGAGGAAGCUUGGUGGUGGAAUGGCGAGAUCUGAAAGCGGAUUACUACAGCAUGAAUGGAUUUAAGGAAGUGGUUGGUCACAUUUGUAAAUACAAGCAGAGAUUUCCACUCCUGAAUGGAAUUGUCCAGGUCAUCAAGGUUUUGCCAACCUCUUCAGCUUGCUGCGAAAAGGGUCGGAGCGCCCUACAGAAAGUCCGGAGGAAUUGCAGGUCCCGUCUCACUCUGGAACACACCAACGACCUGUUGACGCUGGCUGUCAACGGCCCACCCAUAGCAAACUUUGAUGGUAAAAGGCCAUUGGACAGCUGGUUCGAAGAAAAGUCAGGGAACAGUUACUCGCUGUCAGCUGAGAUGUUAAGCAGAAUAUCUUCAGUUGACCAGAAGCCAGUUCUCAGUGGAAUGGACCUGAAUGCUGAAUUGUACCCUGACAUUUGACCAGGGACAUAACCACCACAAGAACAACUUAAAUGACUUAAAGUGUUGAAAUGGAUUAUGGAAUGGAGUUAUCACAAAACUCCAGGAAAUAGGAUUUGUCAAAUAAAAAUGACAUCAGAGAGCGGCAGUAGAAGUAUUGCUGAUUUUAGUAGGACUUUGAAGAGGUUUAUUAGAAAACUUGAUUAAUAAAAACUGACAUUUAUAGUAAGAAAUUAUACAUAAAAUGUAUUCCAAUUUGGCACUUAAUAAAUCCCUAUACGCACUUAUUAGCAAGUUGGUUACACCUGCGUCCAGAUACCAAAUGGAUCUAAGAGAGUGGGUAUUUAUUUUAGUUCUUUUAGUUCCAAGGCAUGCUUAAGCACAUGCAGUUUGACAUUGCUCUUCUGCAAGCUUCAGGGAUAGCCUUUCAUUCCUUGCUGGAGUAUCGUCAGCACUCUGGGCUUUUUCAUGGGUUUGAUUGGCAACGACCCAAAGGUUUUCAAGAUGUCUUCUACAGGGCUAUGAGCAACAUAGACUAAUUAAGCAAAAUAAUAAAUGUUCCUUUGGAAUACCUUCUUGCUGACGCAGCUAAUCAAUCAAUUAAAACAUUUGUGUCUUAAAAUGCCAAUGUAUAGAUAAACUGGAUAAAUGACAAUUAUUUGUAUGUUUAUAUUUAAAAGCCAUGUUUAUCAUCAACUCACUGAAUCAGUCAUUAAAUAAGAGUUUGUGAGAUGCCUAGACUAUUUUAUACAUAUAUAUGUACAGUAUGUGUGUGUAUAUAUAUAUAUAUAUAUAUAUAUAUAUAUAUAUAAUAUAAUAUAGGCUACAAGUAUGGUAAAUAUGUAAGAAGUGUUUUGGGAUAUUUAGCUUUAUUGCACCUGAAGUUUACAGGUUAGGAGCAAUUCGCACUUAUGCUAAAAAUCUAAGCCCAUGUCUUAGACAUACAGUGGCAGUUUGCAUGCUGCUAAAUUAAAAGAAAUCUAUAAAUAUAUAUUAUAUUGUUUGAUAAGGUCUUAGUUGUGUUUUCGAAUGCUUCUUAUUGGUAAAGUAGCCUCUUUUUCUGAUGUGGCUCUCUGCUCACAGUAAAAAGAAGAGAGAUGCGCUGAUUACAACCUGCAGCAGGUGUCAGUGCAACACAUGUCCUUGCAUGUGAGCACUUCGGUGUCUCUGGGGCUGUAGAAAGAGGAGGAUGCCGGGGACUACAGGCUGUUGUUUUUCUCCUCGUGCGCUAGGAAGCUGAAUUGGGAUUCAGGCAUUGUCCCAGCUUGCUGUCUUCUUGGUUAAACUGAUCGCCAGGAUGCUCUUGCUGUAGCUGCUGCUUCUGUAGUCCAAACUAGCUUGCCAAAUCACAGCAAAAUGCAGGGUUUUGCUGGACUUGUACCAC
Molecule: messenger RNA, 4996 nt
Organism: Acipenser ruthenus (sterlet)
Lineage: Eukaryota; Metazoa; Chordata; Actinopteri; Acipenseriformes; Acipenseridae
Product: zinc finger protein 862-like
Exons: 8
Coding region: 175-3633 (1152 amino acids)
Molecular function (GO): protein binding
Source: RefSeq, a predicted model, not a curated record